GUUACAGCUUUCCCUUGUGCUGCUGAUCAUCCUCAUUCAUAAGCGAGUUCGACCACUGAGUUUUACAUCAUGGCCAACAAAAUUGCUGAGACCACUCAAAGUCUUUCAACCGCAGCAGAGAUGCGUGAAACUACCAAGCUGCUGAUGCAGCCCAAAGCAAAUUGGGAGGAGUAUCUGACUCCUGCUCCACUAUCUAUUGCUAUCUUGGGAGAACUUGUCUUCAUUUCCUCCAAUGACGACUUCUCCAUUAACAAGAAUCCUCCAGCAGGGGGCUUCAAGCACAUAAAGUACCCAGACUCCUUCAGGGCCUGUCUCAUGCAAAUCUGUAACUCAGGCUGGGAGGCAUUUAAUGACGCUCACAAUGGCAUGGAUAGGAUCCGCCUUCACACUGGCACAAUACCCAAUUAUAUUAAGACGUCAGUCGACAUUCUUUUCAAUGCCAGUGAUAAAGUUAUUGAAACUCUCCUGCCAGAUCAACUCGAAAACAUUCGUUCUAUUGCUGAUGACUGUGUGGAACAAGCAACCAUGGUUGAGAAGAGGUAUUCUGAUGUCAUCGGUUUAAUAGGGGAGUUGUUGGAGGCCUGUGUCAAUGCUGAGCACUUUUAUGGAGAAGAGCUGAAAGAAGUGAAGAAGAAAAUAAAGGAAAACAAAAUGAGGGAACAGACUGCCAGAAUGCAAAAUGAUCAGACCAAGAAAGCAAUGCAGACCAUGGCAAAGCAGAUGGAAGAAGCACAAGAUGCUUACAAGCAAUCCAUGGACUCUCUUCCCUCUGGAUGGGAAGUGAUUGGCAUGAAUUUUGUUGAUGGUAUACAAUCAAGUGUGGUAGGAAUGAUGAAUGGAAUGGUUAAUCUGGUGGGUGGUAAUGUCAAUCCAUCAAAUGCAUCAUUAGAAGAUCAUACUCAUGAGAGUGGGGAUGCAUGUGCUGAUGAGAAUUGUGAUGCAAUUUCACAAAUCAAUGCCAGCUGCACGUCUGGAGAGAUUCUGAAUCUUGCAACGGGUUUCGAUGAAUAUGUCAGUGAAAGUGAUAUAGACUGGAAAAAACUGUAUGAUGAGAAGAGCAAAAGCACAAAGACUGCAUGGGACAAGGAGCAAUUCACACGAAUCUUAAAACAACUGGAUCAGAUCCCAAAGGGCCCUCAAUGCAAGGAUGCUCUUUCACUCUGUGAAACAGGUAUCGAGAUCUGCGAAGACCUGGCAACAUAUAACCCAGGUAAGAAGUGGGACAUCAAGUCAACUGUAAAGCUGUUGGGGAGCAUUAAGAAGUUGAAGGAUGCUGCUCACAAAUUUGAUUCAAAGGCCAAGAAAACUUUAGGUACCCCAGCUCUUGCUGCCAAAGGACCAAUGAAAUACAAAUCAGAGAAGACCAGUUCAGCAAAUCAACGCAAGUUAGCCGGUCAGGUAGCAGUUGAAAAUGCCCGUUUCCAAAUUGAGCAGACCAGAGCAGAACUCAAAAACACACGAGAGUCAUAUGAAAAGGCUGUUGAGAACAUGGAGAAGAAAGAACAGGAGCUGAAUGCUGUACUGAUUGAACUGCAACGCUGUGAAAUCAAAGAGAUUAGCUUUGACCAAACCAUCAAAAUGCUGGUCAAGGGUCUUGAUGCCAUGGGAAGAGUACAAGAGCAGUGGAAGAAGAUGGUGCGCUUCUUCCAAAUGAUCUCCAACAUCAUCCAAAUCAGCCUCAACAAAACACUGACAAACUUUGUCAAAACAUCUGAUUCAGCAAUGAAGCUAAACUACAAUGAAAAGCUCUAUACAAAAGACCUCCUGUACAUGCAGGCAUUUCAAGCCUCAAAUGUUGCCAGCCUGGUCCACAUGAUCUCAUCCACCUACACUGAAGUGUCUAACGAGUACCUGAUGGACAGAGUGAGCAGCCUGGGCAAACUCAUGGCCAUGGAUAAAGAGAAACCAGAGUUUCUUUCAGAGCGUCAGAAGCUGCAAAGCUCCUGCACGGCAGCUCAAAAAGGUAUUCUGAGGCUAGUCCUGAAGAACAAGAGAGAAUUUGAGAACAAGACCAAUGCCAGGAUGGCAAAAAUAGAGAAUGGAUUGAAAGCAGUUCUACCAGAAGCUUCAGCUGAAGAAACUCAGCGAAUCAAGGAAAAUGUUCAGGAUGGCUACGGAGAAGAAAUAAAUAAUUACUACUAAUUCAAGUUAUUCAUGUUUCUUGUUUGUUUUUUAUUUGGAAUCAGAGAAAAACAUGACUUGUCACAUUAAAUCUUUUAAGAAGUAACUCUUUAUUGCUUAAGUAUAGUCACAAACAGUUUAUUGUUAAUAUCCAGUUGUUUUAAACUUGCUGAAUGCUUUGCACCUGCUUAAUUUGCUACAAUAUACACAAUACAUGUUGCUUAACCAUUGAACAACCACACUGUAUUAUGAUUAAUUAAUAAUCCUUCUUUUUUAUAAAUAAUACAUGUAUCACAAGUUGACUUAAGGCAUCAACUACUAUAUGAUAUUAUUGUCUAUAUCAGUUCUGUAUGUGUGCUUUUGAAUUAAACACAGUAAAGUCA
This is a messenger RNA of Solea senegalensis (Senegalese sole), 2504 nucleotides long. Its product is annotated as early endosome antigen 1-like. Bases 70 to 2142 code for a protein of 690 amino acids. The record is from RefSeq and is a predicted model, not a curated record. NCBI's taxonomy places the organism in Eukaryota, Metazoa, Chordata, Actinopteri, Pleuronectiformes, Soleidae. The transcript is spliced from 2 exons.